AUGCCUAGCAACGUCAGGGGAGAGCGUGUAAGCGGAGUGGGGGCUGUCUCUGGAGGCCUGCUCCAGCUUGCUGUCUCUUGGUUCCAGAAUGCUCUGGGGCUUGAUCAGGCUCCCUCACAGCACAUCCCAAAGCCAUGGGUGAUUCCAGUGCCAAAGGGGACCCUACAGCGCAUAUUUGGGACCAGCCAGGUGUUCCGGAACUUUGAUGAUAUAAAACCAAAGCCUGCAGGGUUAACGGUGCCCCUCAAAGUCAGGGAGUACUACCAUCGAGGCCAUCAGUGCUUGGAGCAAGAAGACUGGGAGGUGGCCGUGCUGUUCUUCUCCCGUGGCCUCCACCUGGACUCCCAGCUGGUAGAAUUCUAUGCCUUGAGAGCCGAGGCCUACAUCCAGCUCUGCGACUUUUCCUCGGCUGCCCAGAACCUUCGAAAGGCCUACUCCUCCCAGCCAGAGAACACGGACUUCCUGGAGCGGCUCACCUUGGUGCUUUACCUGAAGGGCCAGUGCCUUUUCGAGCAAUGCGCCUUUCUGGAUGCCCUGAACGUCUUCUCUCAAGCCUCUGAGCUCCAGCCUGAGAAAUUCUGCUUCCGUUAUCGAUGCAUGGCCUGUCUCCUGGCCCUCAAGCGGCAUCGUGAAUGCCUCUCAUUCGUCACCAAGGAGGUGGAGCAUGGCACCACCAAUGCCGAUGUCUACAUCCUCCGGGCCAGGCUCUACAACUUCUUCCAGCAGCCCAGCCUCUGCCAUCGAGACCUGCACAGUGCCUUGCUACUGGAUCCCAAGCACCCACAGGCCAAGGUGCUGCUCAAGGUGAUGGUGGACCAGGCCCAAGAGGCACGCCAAGAAGCCGGCAUCCUGGCCGUGCAGGGCAAGCUGCAACGUGCGCUGCAGUGUAUCAACUGUGCCAUCGAGAACAACCCUCUGGACCCCAGCCUCUUCCUCUUCCGGGGCAUUAUGUACCGACGGCUCCGGGAGUUUGACUCCGCCGUGGAGGACUUCCUGAAGGCGUUGGACAUGAUGACCGAGCACCAGGAGGACCUGGUGCAGCAGGCGCAGUGCCAACUGCUCUUGGCCUACAACGACUUCGCGGUGCACUGCUACCUGCAGGGCGCCUACCAGGAGAGCGUGCUGCUGCUCAGCAAGGCGCUCAAGGACGAGCAGCGGGAGAAAGGCCUCUACAUCAACCGCGGGGAUUGCUUCUUCCAACUGGGCAACCUGAUCUUUGCUGAGGCGGACUACCAGCAGGCGCCGGCGCUGAGUCCGAAGGACGAGGGCGCCCACUUGCGCUUGGGCCUACUGCAGGAGAAGUUGGGCUUCUGCGAGCGGAGGAGAAGGCAGUUCCAGAAGACAGAGAACCACUUCUCAAUGGCCAUCCAGCACAACCCCCAGAAGCCCCAGUACUACCUGUACCGCACCAGGAGCCGGCAGCUCACGCAGAACAUUUUUGGGGCCCGCCAGGGUGUUGCCACUGUCCUGCUCCUUGACCCCAAACAACCGAAGCUGCUGCCACUGAUGGCCAACCUCUUCCCCGGCCUGUCAGUGGAGGAGGUGCUUAACAGCCAGGUGGCCCACCUGGCCAGGCUGCAGCUGGAGCGGGUGGUGGAGCACAGCCUGCAGGCCGGCACCCCUCAGGAUAUCGUGGGGCGGCUCAAGGAGCGGGAACUAGAGCGCCAGAGGGCCGCCCGGGCCCUGCAGCUUUCGUGGAAGCUGGAGCAGCCUUUGUUCGAGACGUCCAAAGAGCUGGAGGCCACUCACCAGUCCCUGCAGGCAAAGCCAGAAGGCCCAGAGGAAGAGGCCAAGGCCCCUGGGGAGAAGGAGAAGCUGGAGCCGGCCCCCAGCAAGGAGAGGUCCUUGACCGACAGCUACAUCAGCCAGACCUCUUCAGGCUCCGUCUUGGGCUUCAGGACCACAUCCACCUCAGAGACGGAGACGUCCACUGUCUGCCAGGAAUACGGGAGCACUUCGACCACUGUUGUAACAUUCUCUGACUCCUCACCGCUAAGGACACAGUCCUCAGACUCGGGGGACAAGAGGGAAGACCUAAGCCUAAGCCACAGCCCCAGAAAAACCAAGUCCACCCCAGGCCACAGCCAGAGGCCCAGCAGGACCGAGGCCGACCAGAUCCAGAGCCAGAGGCCCAGCAGGACUGAAGCCAACCAGAUUCAGAGCCAGAGGCCCAGCAGGACCGAGGCUGCCCUGAGCCAGAGCCAGAGGCCCAGCAGGACCGAGGCCGACCAGAUCCAGAGCCAGAGGCCCAGCAGGACUGAAGCCAACCAGAUUCAGAGCCAGAGGCCCAGCAGGACCGAGGCUGCCCUGAGCCAGAGCCAGAGGCCCAGCAGGACCGAGGCCGACCAGAUCCAGAGCCGGAGGCCCAGCAGGACUGAGGCCGCCCUGAGCCAGAGCCAGAGGCCCAGCAGGACCGAGGCCAUCUGGGUCCAGAGCCAGAGGCCCAGCAGGACCGAGGCCAACCAGAUCCAGAGCCAGAGGCCCAGCAGGACCGAGGCCAACCAGAUCCAGAGCCGGAGGCCCAGCAGGACCGAGGCCAUCCAGGUCCAGAGCCAGAGGCCCAGCAGGACCGAGGCCGACCCGAUCCAGAGCCGGAGGCCCAGCAGGACCGAGGCCGCCCUGAGCCACAGCCAGAGGCCCAGCAGGACCGAGGCCGCCUGGAGCCCAAGGCGAAAGCUCGACAAGACUAAGGCCACCCAGGGCUCAAGGCAGAGGCUCAGAAAGGCCAAGGGUGCCCAUGGCCAGAGCUGGAGACCCAGAAAGGCUGGUGCCACCCGGGACUGGAGCUGGAAACUGAUCCAAAGUCCCAGCAAGAUCAAGACUUUCUAUGACCCAAGUUGGAGCCCCUGCAACACCGAGGCCACUGAAGGCCAGAGCCAGAGGCCCAGCCAGUCCAAGGCUGCCCAGAGCUGGAGCCAGAGCACAAGUCCAGGUUCCGGCAAGACCGAGGUCACCUGGGGACUGAGCCCAAGUCUCAGCAACACACAGACCACCCAGGGCCUGAGACAGAACCCCAGCCCCGGCAGUUAGGUUACUGUCUGAAGGGGCCGCUCGGCCCCUUCACUUCUUGCUGGGCUGCGGGCGAUUCUGCCCCUACCACUGGCCACUCAGCAAGGCAGCCUCCUCCAGAGCAAUGAGAACCUCAGCCAACAUUCCUCUGGUUCCGUGGCUAAAUUUAUUCCUCUGGUCC
Molecule: messenger RNA, 3190 nt
Organism: Delphinapterus leucas (beluga whale)
Lineage: Eukaryota; Metazoa; Chordata; Mammalia; Artiodactyla; Monodontidae
Source: RefSeq, a predicted model, not a curated record